UUCUAUGAUGGCGUCUGGGUGCGAAUGGCAGAUGGCCCGGCAGUGGCUCAUAGACGCCAACGUCAUUCCGUCGUGGCAUCGAGCGACAAAGCCAACAGCCGACCUCGUCGAUUUCUCAAACUGCCUUCGCGAUGGCGGCUUCCUCUGCUAUCUCUGCAAUCGAAUCCAACCCAACGCUGUCCGUCAGAUACACAACAGAGCUCAACGCCAGUUCUUGUGCAUGCAAAACAUCAAUGCCUUCCUCAUCUGCUGCCAACGUGAAUUUGGAAUGCCUCUGCACGAGCUGUUUGAUGCAACCGACUUGUACGAUUUGUCGGACUUUGGAGCGGUGGUGAGAACGUUGUCCGCACUUUCAAAAACCAGACAUGCUCAGUCUGCUGGCUUGGAAAUGUUUCCACCUGAGCGUUACCAAGGAAUCGAUGACGAAAUUUAUGCCAAUUUAGAAUCUGAUUUGGAACAACGAAUAUCAUCAGGGGCCGCGAACGAUUCAAAGAUAUACGACGUUGUUGAAAAUGAAGAAUACGACGAAGAAGAUAUUUACGGCAGUGUCGUUCCAUCGAAGCAGAAAGUACCCGAACGAUCGGCUUCCGUUGAAAGUAAGAGAAUCCACGUCAUCAACGAGCUAUUAGAUACAGAAAGGAGCUACGUGGACGCAUUGCAGAUGAUCGUUGAUCAUUUUAUGCAUCCGGUUAUGAACAGCAUUACUAUGGAAGACAGAGCAAAGGUGUUUCUUAAUAUUGAGUUAUUACUAAAAGACCACAAGAAGUUUCUCGAUAAACUAGAGACAUCUGUUAGGACCGGAGCAAAGGAUAUUAGUUCCUGCUUUAUAUCUCAGGCUGAAGAUCUUCUUAAGUACGGCUUUUUUUGUUCACGUCUUCCAGACGCACAAGAUAGGAUUGCUGUAAUGAUGAAGGACCCGACAUUAGAGGAGUUGUUGAUGCGGUGCAAGACUCGAUCGAAGCAACGAUUCGGACUAAAGGAACUAAUGUGUGUGCCGAUGCAAAGGACAUUGAAAUAUCCUCUACUAAUUAGGGAGUUGAUCAAGCAUACUGCUGAACAUCAUGUAGACAAGAGGGGCUUAGAGAAGGCAUUAGAAGAAGUCAAUCACGCGGCGAUGAGAAUAAACGAGGCGAAGAAACAGUACGAAAUGCAUCAGACGAUACUUCAGAUUCAAAACAGUUUGAUCGACUUUCCCGGUGGGCGGCUCAUCGAGCAAGGCGACAUGUUGCAGGACGGCGAACUGAAAGUGAAAUUUGGCGAGACGUCGAAAGUAAAACUCAGAUACGUGUUUCUAUUCGAUCGAGCACUGCUGAUUUGCAGAUCACGGGGCGCAAAUUUUGCCUUCAAACAGAUGCUCAGAUGGCAGGAAUAUACAGUGCAUGAUGUGCCAGCGACUGCUAGGGGAAAGUGGGCACACUCGUGGAAUCUUCACGGUCCGAGUGCUGCGGUUGCGUGUUCGUUGUAUGCUAAGACAGUCGAGAGCAAACAAGAAUGGUUACGUUUAGUAGAAGCCGUAUGUGAAAAGUGUCGACAAGAAGCUGCACUAGGUUCGCGUCGACCAUCUGAUAGAUAUGUAAAGCCGCCUGACACGAGAGGUCCUUUACCUUUACCUCCCACGAUGAAUCGUCCUCCUAUGCCUCCUCCUGGGGAAAUUCCGUCAUUGCCGAGGGAAACACCACCAUUGCCACGUGAACCACCAUUAAUGCCGUCUGCCGUAAAAUCUACUAAAGGUGUCGUUCCGAGACCAGCACCACCGUCAAGAGUGCGAGGAUUUCCUGUCACUGCUGUACAGAACUAUCGAGGUCAACCUCACCCUGGUGGUGGUGCUCAAGUUAUACUUUUCAAUAAAGGUGACGAAAUCACCGUCACCAAUCAAUCAGAUAGAGACUGGUGGGAGGGUGUGCACAAGAAAACUGGAAGUUCCGGUGUGUUUCCUGCCACUUUUGUCAAGUUUCAAGAAGAGCUGGAAUUGGAACGACAAAGAAGUAGAAGUAGAUUGGCUUAUGAAGAUGCCUUCCCAAUCAAAUUGCAAUCUUCAAUUGACAGGGCACCGGCUGCUCAUUCUCCGACGGAAAACUCUGCCGAAAGUCCAGAAUCGAUUAGAAGGCGAUACAGUGCGUCUCCGUGGUUUGUUGGUCGCAUGGCUAGGAGUGAAGCUGAUAAUGCACUGGCAUCGAUGCCGGACGGAACUUUUCUAGUAAGAGAGAGUGACAACAGACCGGGAGAUUUUGCAUUAUCAAUCAAAUUUCGACAAUCGAAGCACAUUAGAAUCGUGAUGAGGAACAACAUGUUUCAGCUUAGCGACCUCAAACAAUGUCCAACAAUUGAGCAUCUUAUCGACCAUUACAAGAAGAACACCCUAUCACUAAGUUUUCCCGGUCUUGAAACGACGUUGGUCCAUCCGUAUAAGAAUGUGUGUAAUGCUGCACAGUCAAGAUGGUGUCGGGUGCUCUACUCGUUUCAAGAGAGAGACAGAGAGGAGCUUGGACUAGAAGAGAACAGCGACGUUAGAAUCAUUAACAAGGACACUAGUCGUUCUGGAUGGUGGCUCGGAGAGUGCAAUGGGAAGCUCGGCCUCUUCCCGUCGAAUUAUGUAAAAGAAUACUGACGACUUUGGUAACAUCAACUUGUUCUUACUUGCUGGUUGCUUUUAUACUUCUGUCACAAACAGACUUUAGUGUCAUGUGUGAACUGCUAUGGCUACAUAUGUACUGAUUUGUACUCCGCUGUGUUAGUGGAUUAACUUAGGACACGCACUGUUGCUUGCUACAGAUGGUCUGAGCAAGAGUGGAUACGAUGAUACUUAUUUAAGUCUUUGUUUUAUGCAA
This is a messenger RNA of Corticium candelabrum, 2828 nucleotides long. RefSeq names its product protein vav-like. The record is from RefSeq and is a predicted model, not a curated record. Bases 5 to 2608 code for a protein of 867 amino acids. Gene Ontology annotation, molecular function: protein binding; guanyl-nucleotide exchange factor activity. Gene Ontology annotation, biological process: regulation of GTPase activity; cell migration. Gene Ontology annotation, cellular component: cytoplasm. The transcript is spliced from 27 exons. NCBI's taxonomy places the organism in Eukaryota, Metazoa, Porifera, Homoscleromorpha, Homosclerophorida, Plakinidae.